Vespula pensylvanica (western yellowjacket) is the source of this 3664-nucleotide messenger RNA. RefSeq names its product RNA-binding protein squid-like. The transcript is spliced from 2 exons. NCBI's taxonomy places the organism in Eukaryota, Metazoa, Arthropoda, Insecta, Hymenoptera, Vespidae. Bases 518 to 1402 code for a protein of 294 amino acids. The record is from RefSeq and is a predicted model, not a curated record. Gene Ontology annotation, biological process: regulation of gene expression. Gene Ontology annotation, molecular function: RNA binding. Gene Ontology annotation, cellular component: nucleoplasm.
GCGUUUAUUUAGAGAAAGACAGACAGAGAGAGAGAGAGAGAGAACGAACGAAUCGUACGUAGACGUGUGCGUGCGGGCACACGCGAGCACACAUACCUUCGUCCUCCCGCUCGGUCGGGACCACGUUUCCACGAGUGACGCGAAAAUUUUCUAUAAUUAAUCCUGAAACGAGGAGCGGAAGCAGUGCUCGGUAUUUCCGGCGAGCGUCCGUAGCAUUAACCAUUGGUAAGAGAGAAGAUGGCGGCGACCGAACGGAAGGAGCCAAUAAGGUAGCUCGACGAUAGCGUAGAAAGGGAUCGGAAACUGUCGUUGCUUCUCUUUCUUUCGGUCCGUAAAGCCGGCACCAGCCACCGGUUCACCGUACGAACCGACUGUGACGCGUGCCAAGCCAUUCUCUCGAAUAAUUCGCGUGCUUCGUACGUUACCGAUUCGUCUUUCCGCGCUCGAAAGAAUAUCACGAUCGGUUUUACCGCGUAUCUCGUGCCAGCAAUUUUUCGAGUAAGCUCGCGCGUAGACGAUGGCGGCGGUUGAGUGUUACCAAAAUCAAGCUCAGGCCGAGAGCACCGGACAACAGACACAGGGCCAACAGCAGCAGCAGCAGCAGCAGCAGCAGCAGCAGCAACAGCAACAACAGCAGCAGCAACAGCAACAACCAACCGCCGGAAUUCCUGGAAAGGAUGACGAGCGUAAGCUCUUCAUCGGUGGGCUAUCUCGAAAUACCACCGACAAGGAAUUGCGCGAUCAUUUUGGAAAAUUCGGCGAGAUCGAAAGCAUUUCCGUCAAAAUGGAUCCAUACACCGGCAUCUCGCGAGGUUUCGCUUUUAUGGUUUUCACCAAUCCAAAAACCAUCGACAAGCUUCUUGCGUCGGGCGAGCAUUACAUCAACAAACGUAAGGUGGAUCCGAAGCGAGUCAGCAAGAAGCCUCAACACGGGAAAAUAUUCGUUGGCGGUCUUACGCCUGAAAUUACAGACGAGGAUAUUAAAUCCUACUUUAGUCAAUACGGGACUAUCGUCGAAUUGCAAGCGCCGUUCGACAAGGUAAAGAAUCAAAGAAAAGGAUUUUGUUUUAUAACGUUUGAUUCUAAGGAAGUUGUAUAUAAAUUACUGAAAACUCCUAAACAAACGAUAAAUGGCAAAGAAGUAGACGUUAAGAAGGUCAAAGUUAAUCCGGAUCCAAGAACGCAAGGAUUUUGGGGGCCUGGUUAUGGUUACGGGUAUGCCGGUGGUUACGGUUACAUUCCCGAGUAUUGCAACGGUUAUCAAGGUGGAUACGACGACAUGUACGGGAAUUACGACUAUUCGGGAUAUGACGGAUACGAGAAUAUGGGAUACUCGGCUCAAGGUAAACCGCGAGGAAACGGACAGGGACCACGUCAAUUUCAGAGACAUCAACCGUACUAAACGCAGAGUAUAAAUUCGUUUAUACGCUCGAGAAUGGUGAAAAUACAAGAAUAUAGUAGGAGGUAGACCAACUUUAUCUAAUUACAGUCAGAGACUGAAACGAGGGGAUUUGGAUGGGACGAGGUAUUACGAAUACCCGGUACCGUCUCCCUUAAAUUUCCUAAACUUCAUACGUCGCGUCUGUAUAAUACUAGAUACCUUUGUGUACAUUUGUUAAAAAAAAUUCUCCCACUGGUUUGGAGUUAUGAUGUUACGAAUUUAAAAGAAUCAUGUCAGUUUCUGUAUAAUGCACAUUUUGCCUCCUAUUACGAGAAAUAAUCUUUAAAGUAAAAUUAAGUAACGAUGUUGUGCAUUUUCUUAAACGAGGACAGGGCCAUCGACACUGAUGUCUAUAAUUUUACUCGACUUGAAUGAUAAACUUUAAAGCUAGAAAUAUUUGCGGAAAGAGUCGUUUAUGACAUACGCCUCGAACGAUAACGAGUAUUGAUUGUUAUAAAAAGGAUUUCUUAGAUCCCCCGAUGGAGAAAUCUCAAGUGGAGUGAAAUUCGUAAUUUAAUCCUGUCUCCUUGUUACUCAUUUCUCAUACUAACCCGUGUAUCUAAUAAUUUAAUGCUAGCUAUAUUCUGUAGCUAUUCUUUGGCUAUUCUAUAGCUAUUCUAUAGCUAUUCUUUAGAAUUUUAGGUUGCAUUAUUCGUGUAUUCUUUACUAUGUGCUUGGUGUUAUUUUCAUUUAAAGAAGAAAAACAAGAACAAUGUAUAGUUUGCAUUUGGUUUUUUUUUUUUCUCCCCCUAUCGGUACGCAGUUUUAAUUCGGAUUAAUUUCAAUUUACAGCAAAUUGUCGUUUAUGGACCAAAAUUUUGCUCCCAUUGAAACAUACUUCUUCCUUGUAAGAUUAUAUUCUAUAUGCAUUAUCUAUUAUCAUAUAAUUGUUUAUAAUCUAAAGAUAAGUCUUGUAACUUAUAUGAAUCUUAAAUAUGCUGCGCAUGCGUGCAUACGUAUGUGCAUAUGCAGGUACACAUAAGUAUAUACUGAUAUAGAGAUUAGGAUUAAAAAAAAAAAAAAAAAAAAAAAAAAAGAAAAAAACAUUUGAAAAAUGUAUAAUUAAAAUAUGAACGUCCUGGGUAUUAUACAUAAGGAAUACUUGCGCGACGUUAAAUUACGAACGAUAUUUGUGAUUCGUAUUUAACGAAAAUUGUCAUUAAAACAAUACAAACUUUAUGAAAGAAAAGAAAAGAAAAGAAAAGAACAGAACAGAACAGAACAGAAACAGAAAUACCACUUGCUUUAUAUAUCAACGACCUAUUGAAAUUUCAAUAGAUUAUUUCUACGGGCGUGUGUGUGCGUAUAUGUAUACAUAUAUAUAUAUAGGUAUAUAUAUAUAUGUAUAUAUUAUAACACAUAUAUAUGUACGUUAUAUCUGCUUUUCUUCAAUUGUAACACAACAUUGUAGUAUAGUUUAGACGUCGCGUUUGUACUCAUUAUGGCGUAAAUGUCACACGAAUACGGCGAAAACAUUACAUCUAAGCGAGUAACGCAAAAGCAAAAUUUGGUUAAGACACUGGAGUAACAGAAUGUUUCAAAAUACAUGAAUGACUAGAAGUUACGAAAAAAUGUAGGCUACAUUGACAUUUCUUUCGCAUUUGUAUCGAGAGUAGCAGUUCCUGUUUGAUAUUGCAAACUACAAAGACUGCUCUUCAUAUCGCGAAAAGACUGUUAACACGUAGCGUAUCGUUCGACGUGAUAUAAUAUCUAGAGAAUUCGAUAACCGGUACUACCCGUGCGAUUUUUUGACCGCUAAAUUCAAGUCAUUAACGUUAUUGUAAGAAAGCGUUGCUAAUGAUACAGUGAGACUACGUUUAGAUACAUCGAAAUUAUGUCGUUUACAAGGCUGAAAAGGCUUUAUACAUUCGAAAGACAUUCAAAGGUUACAAAAGUAUCAACGGUUUGGCUUAAAUGUAAUAUAAUGAUACGCGACCGAUCAAACUUAAUACAAAAUUGUUUCUGCCACCAACUUCGAGAUUUUAAGCCAAACCAAUUAUGCUUUUGAAAUUAAAUCUGUAUACUAUGUAUACCAUAUUUGCUGCGUGUGAAAAAAAGAAUAUAUAUAUAAAAGGAAAAAAACAAAAAAAAAAAAGAAAAAUGUGUGAAAUUAAAGGAAAUAACAUGAAUAUUUUGUUACGAUUAAUUAAUAUUCGCCUGUUUCACCCAUGACACAGUGUAUAUUUUAAUUAUAGCAAGAAAUAAAAUGCCUAUUACUUAAAA